Messenger RNA from Cladocopium goreaui, 5657 nucleotides. The record is from the annotation of a GenBank genome assembly. NCBI's taxonomy places the organism in Eukaryota, Dinophyceae, Suessiales, Symbiodiniaceae.
AUGUCUCUUGUUUGGUUGCACUUGGGUCUCUGGAUCUCCGCACAUGUUGCAUUCAAACGUGACCUGAAAGCCAAUGGCAUGUUGUGGCUUCGUGCCUGCGCGUCGCAGAAUUUGCGGAAGGCUGUCAGCGCUGCUCAAGACAUGGCGUUCAAACAAACCUGCGGUCGCGCUAAGCGAUUUGCAUCUGUCUCACAGAGAAGGGUCGACCAGCUGCCAAUCCCAGAGGUUCUGAAACAGAACCUCAUGGGCAUGGGAGUGACAAAGCUAUUUGAUAUCCAGACGAAGGCAUUUGAUGCUAUCCUUCGUGGCAAGAGUUUUGUCGGACGAUCUAGAACGGGCACCGGCAAAACUGUUGCGUAUUUGCUACCUCUUUUAGAGCGCAUGCGCCACGAAAAGAUGACUUCUGCCCAUUCCUUGAUCAUUCUCGUUCCAACCAGGGAGCUUUGCAAGCAGGUGGGAAGCACUCUGCUUUCGCUAUCCGUCAAUUCUGAUGUUGCGCUGGUCUAUGGAGGUCCAUCUCUGGACUCGCAGGAGCAGCUUGUGAGACUGGGUGCUUCAACUGUUGUCGCAACACCUGGCCGAUGUGCAACGCUGAUCACUCGAGGUGCGAUAGACACAAAGAAUGUCCGAGCACUUGUGAUUGAUGAAGCGGAUGCUAUGUUUGGACCGGAAUUUCUUGGGAAAGUGGAACGAGUGAUGAAUGCUGUUGCCAAGCAGGGCCUGCAGCAAGUUCUUUUUUCUGCUUCGCUGCCUCCUGAUGUCUUGACAUUGAUUCACACACAAUUUCCAGAUCACGAGUUUGUGGAUUUGGUGGAUCGCCGUAGCAAGUCGGGUGACGCAGUUGUUCAAUCAGUCGACCAUCGUUUGUGCAAGCUUGAUGACAGAAGGCUUCCUGUACGAGUGCGUAUACUCCUCCACGUUCUCAGUGAGAGGUUGGAUCUUUCUGGUGAGCGCUGUAUCAUCUUCGCUGACACCACGCGAGAAGCCAGAACGUUGCUUUCUCAUCCUGCCCUGGGGCAUCGCGCCAAAGCAGUACACAACGAGUCAAGCCCUCAUGACCGCGAUCGCACUCUGACGGCAUUUGCAAAUCUCGAGUUUGACGUUCUGAUCACCACUGACAUUAUUAGUCGUGGCAUUGACUUUGCAGAUGUGAAGCUCGUUUUGCAGCUGCAUCCUCCAAAAGAAGCUGUGCAGUAUAUUCAUCGGUCUGGCAGAACUGGACGUGCUGGGCAGGGUGGCACUUGCAUCACAUUUUACGAUGCGUCGCAGAGGAAAUUGGUUCAACGAAUUCGGUCUCUGACGAACCACGACUUCGCCAUGCUCCCUCUGCCCGGCCCUGUGAACAUUCACAAUGCCUCCGUCAGCAGAUUGUUGGAUCAGAUUUUCAGCGUUCAGCCAGAGGAAUAUGAACAAGUCAUGGAAGAAGCUUCGCAGCUCCUCGAAGAACAAGGUCCUCAAGCUCUCGCAACUGCCAUGGCCAUUCUGGACAGUCGGCAUGCAGACUUGCAACGAGCUGUGCGUGACCGCCCAUCUAUUCUCAGUGGAAGAAAGGGCUACAUUUGCAUUUUGGCGAAUGAUCCUGACCAUAGCAUUGCCAGCACAGAGGGCGAAGCCCGGCGCAUCGUGGGUUCUCUUCUGCCAAAGACCGCCAUGGUUGGUCGAGUUGCCAAAGUGAAAGGGGGCUGGGCGCUGGAUGUGGAACACCACCAUGCAAGCCGAUUGGUCGAGGACUUGCGUUCCGGGCGUCAAUCAGCUCCCUUUGAAGUUGUUGUGUGCCAGCGACUGCCAAGGGUGCUUCGUGUUGCUUCACGCUCUGCUAGACGAGCAAAGGCGCCGUGGAGUUUCCAGCGCAAGUCAGCAUUUAGCAAGCGCAGAAAAGGCGUCCGAACGAACUUCGCAAGCUCGGAAAAGGCAGCUGAGGGAGGGCUCUUUUCUUUGGCGGUGCCCUCGAGAGCCUUCAAGCUGUGGGUUCGAAACGGUUUGGCGGUCAGCCUGCCAGCCGUUAGCAGGUUCGCGUUUGAGCGGCUUGUACUUGUCGUGCCGAGUGCCGAGAUGGCAGCAGUUCCGGCCCGCGAAGCGGAACCAACAAGUCCAACAAGCCCAGCAAGCACAAAGACUAACAAGGAACAGAUGGAGGAAGAAGCUCGAAAGCAUUUGAAGGAUUUGGAAGCACAUGUGCAGAUCAAAAGCCGCGAGGAGUUGAAAGAAGCUGCCAAAAUGCACAGGGACAAGAACGCAUGUACCGAGUUUGAUGAGACCACAGGACGCUACAAGUACAAGUCUUGUUGCGGCACUGGAGCGUCCGAACUUGGCGUCUUUGGGGUUGGCGUAUCUUUGUACUUCCAAUUCAUCAGGCAGAUGGGUCUUGUGUUUUUGCUUUGUGCCAUCGUGGUUGGGGGCAACUCCGCCCUUAACAUCAUGGGCAACAUGGUGAAUGAGAACAGCGCCCUCUACAAGUACUUGGGGAUGACUACGAUUGGGAACCUGGGAGCUUGUGAAGGUGGUCGGUGCACAACAGAUGAAGAGGUACAGUCGCGCUGUGCCUGGAACCAGUUCCCAUGUGAAGUGCCUCUGAGGGACGUGACGCAAUGGCUUGGUUUGGCAGAUGGUCUCGGAAUUCUCAUCGUGCUCGCUUGGGGCAUCUUGUUUCAACGUUGCCACAUUCCCCGAGUUGUGCGAAAGAAUGACGAUGCCCAUCUUACUCCUCCAGAUUUUGCUGUUGACAUUACUGUUCUGCCCUACAAAUUGGCCGAUGGUCAUGAACAAUAUGAACAGAAAUUGAAACAGCACUUCAUCUCGAUCCUCCAAAGCCUUGGCAUUGAAGACCCUUCUGCAGUUGCGGAGGUGUGCUUGGUGAGGAACUACGACGGUGCCAUCAGCACUUUUCUAAAGAAAGGGAAUCUCCUUCUAAGCCAACAUGGAGACAUCAUUCGGAUGAAGGAAUUGGAAGGAAAAGAAGAUGCUGCGAGCAAGAAAAGCUAUGCCAGCUUGGAGAAGAAAAGUAUCAAAAAGUACAUCCAGAUGAAACGUAUCGAGCGCAGCAUCAGAACCCAAGCAGAGAUGAGUGAUGAACAGCGUGGUGUCGUUCGUGCCUUCGUGACGUUCUCCAAAGCUUCGUACCAGGAGAAGAUCUUGGAUCACUAUCGCUUCUCGCGUUUCAUCAUGUUUCGAUGCUGCCAGAACAAGGAUCUUCGUUUCGAAGGCUCCCCACUUUUGAUCCAAGAAGCUUGCGAGCCAAGUGACCUCUACUGGGAGAACUUGGACUUUGCUCCCUGGAAACGCUACUGCCGCGUUUGUUUCGUGAUUCUGCUCACCUUUAUGUUCCUCAUCAUUUGCUCUGCGGCCCUGGUCUUCUUCCAGUCAUUGUCCAAAUCCACCCUUGCCAACAUGAAUGAGCAACUGGUUUGGGUCGUGAAGUCCACACCAGACAGCAACACAUGCUUGGGAUUCUGUGAUUUGGACUUGUUCGCAGACCGUUUGUGCAGUGGGGAUCCAUCAAGCAGCUGGGAGACUGUGAAGUAUUUUGACCAGUUCAAUGACUACGUGAGCGACUAUGGCACCUGGGGAAGCGAUUGUUCCAACAACUGGACAUCACCAUGUUCUUCCGCAACCUUGAGGUCUCAGCAUGCUGGUACAUGUGGUGUCACGGACUCAGAGGCAUCCAUGAAUACAGAUUGGAUUGGCAUUGAGUUUGAGAGCAAACAGCAGGUCCAGUGUUGGCAAGCGACUUUCCCCCCUUCGAUCAAGCCUGAAGAAGUGCAACUGUUCGCAUGUCCAAGCGCACCUCCAGCGGCUGAAAACCGGACAUGUUGGAAUGUUGAAGAAAACUGCGCUCCUAUGUAUCUCAAUGCACUUACCCCAGACUCUCAGAAUGUUGCCUGGACAAGCACAGACAACAAGGUGUCGCAAGACAUGUCAUGUUCGACGGAAAUCACUGUGGAGGUGGCCAAGGCUAGAUGGGAGAGUUUUGCUUCUGGAAGCGAUGAGAGGAUGCUGAAUCCAAUCAUCAAUUGCUUUUGUCAGCAGCAAACCCUCAGCCAGGGAGCGGGCGUUGCUUUUCCACCAUAUGACACCGAUGAAAAGAUGAUUUGUGAAGCUUGGAUCAUGAACAACGCGGCUGUUGUCGGAAAGGUCGUUGGUGCUGCUCUGGCUGUGCUGGUGAUAAAUCAAGUGCUCUUGUUGAUUUACGAGUACCUGGUGGCUUUCGAAAGGCAUUGCACAGUGACAGAAGUAACACUGAGCCAGUUCUGGAAGCUGUUUUUGGCGCAGAUGGUGAACACGGCAUUGCUGGUUCUCUUGGUGAACGCGUCUUUGAAUUUGCCUCCAGUUCUCCAAUUCCUUCAGGUCUUUCAAGUGGGUUCGGGCCAAUUUGAUGAGCUGUCAGUGACGUGGUAUGUGUCUGUGGGCACCGGCAUUUGUAUCACCAUCUUCAUGCAGGUCUUUAGCACAACCGUGCCACCUCUGAUCAUGGCCUUCAUCGUGAAGCCGUGCUUGUCAUGUUGCGUUGCACGUGGAGAAGUAGUUCAAGCACGUUUGAACGAAAUCUACGUGCUUCCUCCAUGGAACUUGUCCUUGAGGAUGGCUCAGACACUCACGGUGGUAUUUGUCAUUUGCAUGUAUUCAGGUGGGAUGCCUUUGUUGUACGUCGUGGGUUUCAUCUACAGCAUUGUCGCCUUCUGGUUGGAUAAAUGGUGUUUGCUCAAAGGCUCCUCCAAACCACCUGCAUACAACCAGAGCAUUCUCAAUGUGUGCUUGAACUUCUUGCCUCUUGCCGCAUUCCUGCACACAGUCAUUGCUGGGUGGACCUAUGGAAACCAGUCAUUGGUGCCCAGCAAUUGGAGCAAUUUGCUCUUUGUGGCAGAGAUGCUUUUCCUGUCUGAGGAGGAAUAUAACUCUGUGACAGCUGAGUACCUCUCCGCACCAGCGAUUGAGAAGCCCAGCUUGCAGUGGAAGUACUAUGAAGCCCGAAUGAUGGAUAUGGCUCGCCAGGGCUGCUGGUUGAUUUUCUGCAUCUUCUUGGUCUUCUGUGUGUACUACAUCCUCUUCUGGUUGUUCAAACUCCUUCUGAGGCCUUUCUUGUCUCCAAUCUUGUUCGCACUACAUGACUGCUGCUGCAAGAAGAAGCUUGAAGAGGGAGAGUCUGCCACCUGGGAGGCUUGCCUCGAGGAGUGUCGACGCAAAAAUGUCCUGACCUCAUAUGCUUUGAAUCAGAAUGACAAGUACCACGCGGCAGCUUUGGCGAUUGCACAUGGAGAUGACCAGGUGAGAAAGACUGAUACCAAGCAAGCAGAGCUGUAGGCAGAGCUGUGAGAGCUUUCCCUGGCGAACCUCUGUGUAAACCUGGGCCGGGCAAAUGCCCCUAAUUUUUGGCUCAUGUUUUCAACACCGUGCCUGCAUUGCGCCGAUCAUUUUGGAUGCCGGCUCCAGGCCUGAAUUUGUUGCACUUGUUGCAUGUUGUAGGUUUGUCUGACCUCAAGGGUCUGCAAGGCUGCAGAACUGUGCGUGGAACGUGCACAACUUGCCACGCAAAGACUUGGAUGUCCAUGACUUCCACUCGGCCUCAACACAAAUGUGGGCUGCUCCUGCUGAAAAAUCACUCCAGGAGCGAGAUAGGCAGGAGCUCGAAGGAAAAAGAAGAAGCUCAAAGUUGUUUAUGA